UUCAUUAUUUUUUAUCCACCAUGGAUGGACCCUACUAUGGAGCUUAUUUAUAUUUCCUUGUGUUUGCUUCCAUAGCAGAAAAUCCACGACUACUGGUGACUUAAGAGAGUUCUUGAGCAUUUCAUCAAAUGGAUCUAAGACUUGGGCACUUGAAAUUCAGCAUUUUAUUUGUAUGCAUAGUCAUUAUAGCCAGCAUCUUCCUUCUAACUGAUGCAAGGUUAUUUGCUGAACAAGGAAUGAACGGACCAUUAGAACCAAAAGAUGUUGAGGCAUAUGGCUUGGGUUCUCCAUAUGCUCUUCCGCCUUUAGAAUCACUACCAUCUUCUAUGGUGUCGUCUCCUUCAUCCCCUAAUUCUCCGAUCAAAAGCCCACCAGACGAAUCUGCUAGCCCGCCCAUGUACACGCCAAUGCUGAGACCACCACAAUAUGAACUUAACCCACCAAGUAUCGCUCCUAGCCCACAUUAUCAUGGGCCUAGCCCACCAAUCGAUCAAUCACCAGCAGUUCAUCCACCAUCGAUUGUUGUAAUGCCACCACCGCCUCAUAAAAUGCCACAAUUUGCCGUGUGGUGUGUGGCAAAGCCUACUAUGCCUGAUCCAAUAAUUCAAGAAGCAUUGGACUAUGCGUGUGGGUCAGGAGCAGACUGCAGGGCAAUUCAGCCCAAUGGACCUUGCUUCCAGCCAGAUAAUUUGGUAUCACACGCUUCCUAUGCUUUUAAUAGUUAUUGGCAGAAGACAAAGGUCGCUGGAGGUACCUGCGAUUUUGGUGGCACCGCGAUGCUCGUCACAGUUGAUCCGAGUUUCAACAACUGCUAUUUCGUCUCUAGUUGAUCAUCGAAAACGUUUCAACAAGAUGGCACCACGUUUUUUGAGAUUUUAGAUUAUUGUAUAACCUUUUGGAUACUUUCUGGUUUAUUACAAUCUUGACGAAUUUUAUAAAUAUUUCUUUUGUAAAUGAAAGGCAUAUACUUAUUUUUGUUUUUCA
Molecule: messenger RNA, 984 nt
Organism: Hevea brasiliensis (rubber tree)
Lineage: Eukaryota; Viridiplantae; Streptophyta; Magnoliopsida; Malpighiales; Euphorbiaceae
Product: glucan endo-1,3-beta-glucosidase 12
Exons: 3
Coding region: 129-830 (233 amino acids)
Source: RefSeq, a predicted model, not a curated record